Molecule: messenger RNA, 1140 nt
Organism: Dovyalis caffra
Lineage: Eukaryota; Viridiplantae; Streptophyta; Magnoliopsida; Malpighiales; Salicaceae
Source: the annotation of a GenBank genome assembly
AUGUCACCCCAGCUCGUCAAUACCCUUGCACUAGGAAUAAACGCGGCCCCCGACAAAAAUCCCAUCUCGCCGGUAUCUCUCUACAAUGAGAGAGUGUUAAGCCGCAAGAGGCAUCAAGCACUAGCCUUGGACGACGGAUACUACUCCGCACCUAAAAGGAGUACUUACAAAUCAGGUAUCAAAAGAUAUUCUAAUGUUUCAGGUCUUUCCAUUGACGGAUGUGGCAACGGUAACGGAUUUGGCAACGGUAACGGAUUUGGCAACGGCAACGGCUCAUCUCAGUCUAGUGAUGAGAUUUCGUUGAAUACUCUUACUAACUAUAUCCAUCUAUCAUACUCUGAAUUAUCUGAGAAUUUUCCUAAUUUGACAAAAGAGAAAGUGAAUGAAAUAACAAUGUCCAUAAUGGAUGGUACUUACACCCAGUCUCCCCUAAGAAUAAGGCCAUUUAUUGAUUCUAAAAAUGAAUUGGGUAUCAAGCUUUAUGUUAUGGAUAGAUUCAAUAAUAAAAAACCAUUUGAAGUUUAUUCACAGGAAGAAGACAACCUUGUUCAACUUUCGCUGGCAUUUAUGUUAAAUAAACAUAUAUAUAUGAAGGGAGUUUUCAUGGCAAAUUGCGUGGGGUAUCAUAAUUUGUUACCUACUUAUUAUGAUUUAGUAUGUUCUAGAAAGAAUGUCUUUAAGGUAUAUCGAUUAGACCUAACAAAUUCCCUUUCGAGUAUAAAUCGAGAGAGUUUGUUAUCUAACCUUGAAUCUAUUGUGAAUGAUGUGGAAAUCUUAAGAUAUGUAAGAGAAUACAUUAAUUUACCUUUUGUUACUGAGUAUGGAAUACCCCUAUCCCUCCAUCCAACUACAGCUAUACCACCCUCAGGAUUUCUGAGUUGUGUAUUACUGAAUUAUGCUUUAAUGGACUUCGAUAAGGCUUUUCUCGAAUUCUUAAGGAAUCUGCUUGGUUCUAAGGUGAGGCUCGAGAGACCUGGAUUCGGACAGAUUGAUAGAGGAAAUGCCAAAGCAAUGAACUUGGAUUUCGUACUUGUUAAAAAGUUCGAUCUGCCUAUGAACUCAGCUAGGGAUCCGUCUAGAUUCGCUCUCAAGACAGCUCUUCCCGGAAAUAAGGAAUGCGAUGAUUCUUUGCCCUCGUAG